AUGGAUAAAGAGAUUCAAAUUUCACCCAAGUUGACUGGUAAGGCCGAUGAGUCUAAAUUAUUUUUGGAUUUAAUUCCUUCUGAUGUUUUGUUUGCUGUAAGUUUAUUUUUAUACAGUCAUUAUUUUUUUAAUCUUGAAUUGUCUAAUGCAGUGUUUCUCAACCAGUGGUCCGCGGAUCAUCGGUGAUCCGUGAGCCUGUCAUAGGUGGUCCACGGUCCCAUAGAUUUUAUCUUCUUUUUUUGGCUCGUUCAUUUCAAAAAAAAAAAAAAGAAUUACGAAAAAAUAUAAUAUCCAUUGUGUUUUUUCACUUUUAAAAGUGUUUACCAAAGUAAUGAAUAAUAUUAUUAUCGUUAUUACUGCUGACGAUCGAUUAGUAGGUUCAACUUUUAUAAGUGUGUAGAUACCAAAGGUUUAUUACUUUGAUAAAAGUAUUUAUUAAAUACCAUUAAAUAACGAUUUAUUAAAUAUUAUUAUUAAUUGUUUACCGAUUGCAUCGAAACAUAGUUUCUCAAAUAUUUAGUUAUAAGUAUCAGUAUUAGUAUUAAGUAAUAAUUAUGAGAUUAAUCGAAUUUUUACGUUUUUACGUAUUUAUACUGAGUGUACAACUCCAAUUGGAUGAGCUUUCUCAGCGAUUAAUUUUCUUAUGAACUGAUAUACGAAUAUUUACAAUAUAACAUUUUGUUAUUUUAUUUUGACAUUAUUUUUAUUUUAUACAAUAUGUUGGUCUGUCAUGUAGUAUUUUGGAUAAUAUAUUAUUUGAUUUUGUAAUAAACCAUACCUAAUAUCAAUAUAAACAUGUGAAUUGUAGUCUAAAUUAAUCUUAGGGAUGGACACUAUGUUCCUAAAUUUUGUUUGACUAUUUUACACUUAUGUAAGUCCACAUGUUGGUAAUUUUAUGUAGAUUUUUAGAAUUAUUAUGUUUAACAAAUACAUUGUAGUUGUAUGUGUAUAAAACGUUAUUAGUGAAGAAAAAUUUGUUUCCAUUAUUAUAGAAAUAAUAAUUAUUUACAAUUUUGUUUCUCCUGAACAAUUUUGAAAAGUGGACUUAUCUGGUUGUUACAGGGAGCCCUUCAAUUGAGGUGGUCCGCUACCUAACCUAUUAAAAAUUAUUAAAAUGAUCCGUGGUGGUAAAAAGGUUGGGAAACGUUUUAUUUAAAUAUUGAUCAGAAAAUUUCGGAAGUUCGCGAGGAUGGGCGAUGAAGUUCUAAAAAUAUAUAAAUGAUAGUCUCUCGAUUUCGAUUUAUACACCUAGUUUGAAUGGUCUAAAAUUAGCAAACAACAACUUUUCUUUUAUACUGUUUUAGUUUAACUAUAGCGGAUGAUUAUACCUACUAAUCGGUUGUAACAUUACACAUUCAUUAUAAUUAAUAUAUGUAUUGCGUAUUAUUUGUAUUAAUAAUAUUAUUAUAAAAUGUUCGUUUAUAGUUAUCCCUACCCAUCUACUUGAAUAAUCACGAUAAAGACAAUAAUUUAACCGAAAAGCUACGUGCUAUCCAACAAAGAAACGAUUGCGCGCCAAGUGACUGCGUUGCUUACGCAGAAUUUUGUGAGCUGUUUGAUAACUUCGACCGAGACGGAGACGUGGCGAAAUUUUGCAAAAAAACAUACUCAUCAAAGGUUGUAUAGGUAUAUAAUUAUUAUUUUAUCCAUCGCUUAUAAAAGUUACUUAAGAAAAUAAAUAUUAAGUGGGUGUUUCACGCCUUAAUAUUUAAAUUUUAAGGGGUUCCAUUUUACAAUUGAAAUGACAUUUUUGAAAAAGAUGCAGUUUAUAAGCCCAAAAAUAUUCAAAUCAAUGUACAAAUAAUGAUUUUGUAUCAUUAUUAAGUGCUUGAUUUGUAUUCUUUAAUGAUCAUUAUAGUCUAUUUACGUUAAAUUAUAGGGUAAAUACUCAAUUACGAUUUUCCGAUACAAAAUUUGUAUAAAAAGCAUAAGGUUUAUACAUCCAGCAUAUGUAAACGAAUAGCGCAGAUCUCAUAUUAAAGAUCAAUAAUGAUUUUUUUUUUUUUUUUGAAAAAACCAAUAAUUUGUGAAUAGAAUAAAUAUAUAUCGACGGUGUUUUGUUAAAAGGUCGUAUACCAAUAAAAUAUUGUUUUACAGGAAGAAAAAAUAACUAUUUUGUAAAGAAACAGAAGAACAAUUUUUAGUGAUAUUCAUCAUGGAAAACAAUAAAAAUGACUCGUAUACAUAAUACCUUAUACACAAAGUAUAUACUUGCAUUAAAUGUGGUAUACGCCCUUUUAACAAAUCAGUGUUGAUUUAGUUAUAUUUUAAAAGGGCACCUGAAUAUAUUUUAGGCGUCAUUACCAACUUAAUUGUUUUGAUUUUGUUGAUACCAAAAACGUAUAUUUUUCGAUUUUUAGUGAUGUACGCCCUUUUAACAAAAUACCAUCGAUAUAAAGUGGGAACAAGGGGACCAGGGAUGCGCAAGAUAUUUGAAAAAGUAUCUAGAUACAAGAUACUAGAUACUAGAAACUAUUUUUCUUCCCAUUUAGAUACAAGAUACAUAAUAAUAAAAACGUAUAGUAUGUUUACCUAUAAUGUCAGGUUUUAACUUUGUUUUUAAUCAAAUAAAAAAUAAAAAUAUAUUAGACAUAUUGUGAACAAAAAAUACUCUAUUAUUAUUAUUAAACAAAAUAUGAAUAUCAGAAUAUAUAUCAAAAAUGACAAAUUUAAAUUAUUAGUAAUAAUUGAUGAAAAAAAAAAAAACGUGAAUAUUAUUUUGAGAAUACCAUAUUACUUUUGAGAAAUAUUAAAUUUGCAAAUGUAACCAUUGUAAUCUAAUUGUUGUAAAUAAUAUUAGAAUGAAAAAACAAACGAAUCAUGACUUAUAUCUAGUAUCAAAAAUCUUUACAGAAAAAGAAAUACAAGAUACACCACAGAAAAGGUAUCUAGGUAAUCUAAACAACUAAACAUGAUACUAGAUACAAUUAUUUAAUUUCAAAAGAUACUAGAUAUAAAUGUAUCUAACACUUUUUUUACCACUUAGUACAACUUAUAAUGAACCUCGUCUUUUCGAACAUUUCUAUUUGGCCAAAAAAUGUUAUUCCCGUAGUAAAUAUCAAUAAAAAAAACUACGUAAAACAACUAGAAAAUGUAAAAUGCAUUUAAAUAGUUAAAAAAAUAUUUUUUUAUUUUCCACGUCUAGAAUAAGCCAAUAUAAGUUUUCUGUCAAAAUUUCAAGUCACUACUCAGAAUCUAAAAUUCAUAGUUUUAGAGUUCAUGCAGUUUUAGAGAAGUUUUAUUUUCCUGAACAUACUUAAUAUUUAUUAUAUAUAUAUAAAUAUAUAUGUUACAGUUAAAAGCCAAAAUCCGUCAAAACUUGUUUCCACAAACCCUAGUCAAUUCUAGUUUUGACUAAUUAAAACUAAAAUUAAUUACUAGUUUUUUCUGGAAUGCAUAUAUUCCAACCUGUACUAUUUAACACGCACGCAAUCACAGGUGAUCUCUAAACAUUGCUCUAUAAAUUCGACUGGCUGACUAUUAAAUCAAUUAGGAUAACUUUAACCAGUCGUCUAUUAAAUCACUUUAAGAUACAAUAACUUCAACCGAUUAUACCUAAUAGAUAAUAAUUCGGCUGCAAUAGCUUUUGUCCCCUCGUUUUCAGUUUUGUCAGUUCGUUAUCUUCGCUGUAGUCGUUAUACCUACGUGUUUGUCUCGACAGGGUCAGGGCAAGGCUUUGUAAGAUGCACACGUAAGAAAUCUUACAGAACAAAUCGUUGUUUAUGUAAGAAAAAUAGAAUAUUAUGCAAUUCAAAAUGUCAUGAUAGUUUAUCCUAUGAAAAUAAAUAAUAAAAUAAAUGCCUAUUGUAAUUAUCCUAAAAUGUACUUAUUUCUACUUUUUCCUAAUUUAAACUAUCAAAAUAAAAAUUACGGAUUUUCACUAGAAAAUUCUAAUUUUCACCAAUAUAUUUCAGAUUUUCAGACGCAACUAGUUCUAACUAAACAAAAAUAAGUUAAACCUAAUUUUACCGGUGAAGGUCUUAGUUAAUUCAAGUUUUAACUAGUCAAAACUAGAAUUGACUAAAGGGAUUUGUGGAAACUAAUUUUGUCGGAUUUCGGGUUUUAACUGUAAUAUAUACAUAUGUUUUACUGCGGCUUAUGCAAUAGUCAUUAGUGCAACCCUUUUUACGCGCCGAUAUAUAGAUAGUUUAAACUAUUGAACUAUUAUUAUUUAUUAUGUGACACUGUAGAUAUCGAAAGUCAAUCGCGAUUUCUACGAUGCGAUUAACACGUUUUGCCGGAUCGUUAGGGACAACGAUGUUAACAAAGACAAGGAACAUACCGCUCGCAUUAAACGUAUGUCCGAAGAAACCGAAUUAAACAAAACCGAUAUAGCGUUGUUAGAGGACAAAAUUCAGAAGAAUAUAAUUGAAUAUGACGAAAAAGUCUUAGAAUACGAGAAAGAAAAAAAAUAUUACGACAAUCAAGUGAAAAACGCUUAUCGGGAGGCCAACUUUUAUAGAGCUCGAAUUGAGUAAGUACGUAUUUAUUUAAUAAAAACGUUAAAAUAACCACAAAAAGUUAACUCGAAAAUGUCAACUUGUAAUUACUUUCUAAUUUCAUACUAUAAUAGAAAUGAAAUAAGACUGUGAAAUCGGGAUUUAAUAUUUUAGUAUAGGUUUAUAAUGGUAUAAUUAUAUUGAUUUAUAUUUAUGAUCGUGGACGGAAUGUGAUAGAUGGACAGGUAUAUAAUUUAUUGCAUAAUGUUAUUAGGUAAUUAAACAUCUAAUUUGCCUAAUUAAAAUAAUAUUUUGUUAUAAUUGUUCCGGUACUAAUAAUUGUAUUUUAUCUUAUUCGUAUUGUUUUUAUUUCAAAUGAAUUCAAGUAUUUAAUAUAUCACAAUACCUACCUAUUUAAAAUAUUUGUAUCAUAGUAUUGCACUAUGUUCGAUUAUAAUAUGUCGAGCAAUAAAAAUAAAUAAAUGCCAGCGUUGUAGCCAGUAUUUUGAAUUGAAAUGAGGCUAAAUGUAUUUUUGCUUGAGACGUGGGUGAGGAUAACAGUGAGGGUUUCGAAUCGCCAACAAAAGUGUUUUCAUAAUUAUACAUUUCGAUGUAAUACAUUAAACUAAAAUGUAUAUGAAAUAAACUUAAUAGACACUGAAAUAAGAAUAUAAUAUGACAUAACUUUUAUCUAUACCUAUUCCUUUCCAACAGUUUCAUCAUAUCCUUCGAAAAUUUUGAGUAAAAGCAGUAAUUAUAUAAUUUUGAUUAAUGGCUUCUUUUUUAUGUAUGUUAACCAUGACUAACCAUCGCUUUUAUAAGAUUCAAUGAAGGAAACGUUCUUUCAAGAGUGGAAAACAAAUCCAGAAUUGUAGUUAACAAUAAAAACGUAAAAUAGUAUACACAGGAUGUCUCACGAAGAUAUACUAAUUGUGAUCUCUCGGAAAGCAUGCAUUUUUUUUUUUAACAUUUUAGAGCAAGUAGCUCUAAAAUGUUAUAUUAUCCUUAUUUUUUGUAGCUCCUUUUUUUUAGGAAUGAAACGAUUUACCCCUUUUAUUUUUUAAUGGUAACCUAUAUUAAAAAUGCUAUUAACAUACGGAGUUUUAGCUUAAUUAUAUUUUGGUGAUGACAUUUUUUAUUACGUUCAAAACUACGUUAACGAGAUAAAAAAUUAUAGUAAUACAGGGUGAUAAUCGUUUAUCCGUUCAUGUUUUAACAAACAUAAUGUAAAAUUAACAGUUUACAUAGGAAAAGAGUUUUUCUGCUUAAUUUAGCAGAAAAAGUUAUUGAUUAAUUUGGGAAAAAUAAAAUAAAAUUGCAAUUUGUUUUCAAUUAGUUACUUAAUAAGUGUAAAAUUUAAUAUUAUAUCAUAAUAACUUUAAAAUUAUUUGAAAAUACAAAUAAUACAAGUGUUCGAUUAUUAAUACAAAUUAAGGCUGUCCUUCCUGAAUUUUACACUUCGAUCGUGUGUAUCUUUAUUUUUAUUAAUCAUGGUAAUUAUAGAUAAUAAUUUAGAUAGGUACGUUUUAGUAGAUAAAAAUCUAUUUUAUUGAAUACAUAACAAUAUGUUAUGUGAUUUUUUUUUUUUUUUGCCAAAAUAUAGUGUAUGCCAAUUAUUUACAUUUAAAAUAUUAUUUUUAUUGUAUGUUAGAGACAACUAAUACAAGGUUGAGAGCAAUUAGGACUUUUACUUUAGAUAGUUUGAAGGCAAUUAAUAUAAAAAUAGGUACUUUUGGAGGCAACUGAUACAUGCCCGAAAAUAAUAGAUACGAUUAUCGUGGCGUCGACUAGAAUACCGAGAAUACUUUAUUGACUAAGUCUUACUAUUUUAGUAAUUAACCGUUUAUUUUAUUUUUUAUAACAAUAUUUUUAGGAUAUUAAAAAUAUUUUAUCAAUUUUUGAUGCAUAUAAAACCAGACUCUAGUUAACUCGUAAACGGUAAAUCUGAUAUAAGUGCUAUAUACACAUAUAUCAACAUUUCUAGAAAAAUAUUGUGAUUCUGAUAUAUGUGAUAAGUAUCCUGUAUACUCGUAAAAACCUCGAGGGAAACUAUCCUAAGCCCAAACGCUAAACUGACUAUUAGGUUGUACCUAUAACAUUAUUAUAUUUAUAAGAGCCUAGGUAACCAGUGGCGUAGCUAUCAUAAAGCAAUGCCCCGGGACUCCAGAGCUGAAAUUAAUUCCUUAAAAUAAUUGAAAAUUUUGAUGUAUUUAAUAAUGAAUAUUUUAAAUCUUAUGUGGCAAUUCCAAUCAAAAUCAUUAUUUAAAUAGAAUAAUUACUAAUAUUUAUAAUUUGUAUAGUAUAACAAACUAUUAUAGUAAACUGGAUUUUCUUUUACUUUGUUUAAUAGUUAUCUGUUUAUUAUUUUUAUUUGUGGUUCCAUAGUAAGUGCAUUUACACUUAAAAUCAAUGUUACAAGUAAAUAUAAAUAUAAAUUCAAAUUUUCAUAAAGAUUAUAUUAAUUAAAGGGCCUGGAUUUUUAAUUGUCCCGGGGCUCUUUCCCAUCUAGCUACGCCAUUGUAGGUAACAAAUUUUUCAUGUAUCUUCUUACGCAAUGUUUGAUGUAUUAUAAUAAAUUAUAUUGUUAUUUUAUCAAGGACAAAAAAUAAACAAGAAAUGUUUAUUUACAUUCGUGAUUUUGAAAACGAAAUUACCGAACUAGAGAAGUUCUUGGAGAAAAAAAAAAAACAAUCUGUUGUUUGGAAAGAGAACAAUAUGGUUGAAACCGAACGGCUGAAAAAAGAGUUGUAUGAACUAUUACUACCUAAAUGACUAAGUUUUGAAAUUAUAGUUUUUUAAAGUUCUGAUAUUAUGCGGUUAUUAUAUUAUUUUAUGUUAAAAAACUAAAUAUUGUCUUCUCUAAAGCAUAUUUUUCGUAGGUGUGUGGUUAUAAUACAUACCUAUUUUCAUCUUAGGGUUCGCGAAUUGAACUCCCUGUUUUGAAGAGGAAUUUUUAGCAUUGUUUUCCUUUUAUCUAAACAAGAAAAAACAAUGCAUUUUGGGUGUGCCCAAAGCCCAAGCCAUCGCUCGCUCGGACUAGUUGUAUUUUAAUCACAAAACACCACUCGAUUUGUUGUGUAAACUUUUCUACCAAAAAUCAUGCUCUGAUAUAUCAAGUGUAGCUUAUUUUCUGAAAGAAAAUUUUAUAUCCAUGGCAAUUUAAGGAGGUGAUUUUUGAAUUUUCUAAGCGGUUUUCAUAAUACCUGGGAAAAAACGGGAAUAAAUGUCGGAAAAACGGAAAAUGUACAAAAUACAUUAGUAAAAUAUUAUGGCAUUCUUUUUACUGUGUACGACUUUUCUACCAGCAAUUUUGCUCCGAUUUACUAUGAUAGCACUUUUUCUAAAAGGAAAUUUGACUUGAGAGGUUCUUUAAAGAAGUUAUUUUUUGAUUUUUCCACGAGUUUUCCGAGUAAAUGUGAAAAACCGGGAAAAACAUAGGAAAACCGGAAAAAAACACAGAAAAACGAAAAAAUCGGUACAAUAUUAAACAAAUUAAAGAAAAUAUUUAACGCCUAUAUAAUUAUUUUAGCAUAAUAUUACAUGUAUAUUGUUGGCAAAGUAUCAUUAUCAAUUAAACUGCGCUCAGAAUCGUUUAUCGUUGCUUACAGAUAUACAUUAAAUUACCUAUAGCAGUAGUUGCAACAGACUCCAUUAUCCAAUUACCAAAAGAUUUUUGGUAGAAAAGUUGUUCACACGUUAUAGUGAAACUAAUACGUACCGAAUCUAAAACAAUCUUAAUAAUAAUUAAUAAUAAAUAUAAAAGCGAUCCCUUACCUCCUCCAUUAUGAUAAAAAUCAUUUGAUUGCCACUGGUUUAUUGUACUUAUAUAUUACAUAGUGUUUUUCAGAUUAAAAAAAUGGGCGUUUUUGAAGACAAUAAAUGAGGAGUACAACGAUGACAUGUUAUUGCGAUAUAAGAAAAAAACAUAUCUCCAACAGACAAUAAAAUCUAGGAAGGAUUCGUUAAAAACUCUGAAGGUAUCCACGCGAACAAUAAAUAUCUAGCAUUUCUUCGUUACACAUUAUACAGAGUGAUUCACUCAACUGGAAACACUCAUUAUCUCAGAAAGUGUAAACUUUUUUCGAAAUUUGUUUUUUUUUUUUUUUUGUACCAAUUUGUAGCGGUACGGCGCGCGGCGUAUUAAAAAUACACCACUACUCUCCUCCAACCAAUACUUAAAAGUAGAAUACCUCGUCAACGGGUUGACGGAAAUCAAAAUUUUCUACACCAACAUUUAUUUUAAACAAUACUCCGUCUAUUUACGGCAUUUUAAAAAUAGGUUGCUAUUUCAAAAUCAAAAGUAGGCAGUCAUUUCACCCUGCAAAAUAAAGGAUAUAAAAAAAAAAAAAAUGAUAACGUAACAUUUCAGAACUAUUUAAUUCUAAAUUUUUCAAAUUUAAAAAAUUUCAAAAAAAAGUUAAUAGUUUCUGAGAGUAAUGAGCGUUUCCAGUUGAGCGAAUCGCCCUGUAUAUUAUAACAUGAAAUUACAUAUUAUUACGUUACCCCGCGCGCAAUAGAUUAUUGGUAAUAUAACGAGAAAAUAGAAAAACAGUUUUGUUCGGGCAUCGACUUAAAAUAUAACCGGUAACAUGACGUUUAUGCAAACUGAUUAUGCGUUCGCACCCGCGGGAACCUUAUGGCGCUCUCGGCCUUUUCUCUCCGUCGUCCGUUGUUCCUCGUCUGCCGUGCCGUCUUUCGUCGGACGCGCGUAUGUACGUUUUUUUUUUUUUUUUUAUAUUCUGUCCGCGUUCGUUUUUUCGGCCGUACACGUUUUCUGCCUAUUCCCGACCGGGUCCGUGUACACUCUCCGUGCCAUUCUCGGUCGCGUCCGCGCCGCGGUGACAUUCCGUGACGCUGUUACGUGCAUGCACCCGAAGUGCACUACGCCACACUCGCGAAAUCCCGGAUCCGUCUCGCCCGUUUGCGGGUGAAUUGCCCACAACGGGUUUGAGUACCCGUAUAGUCGGACAGCUGACACCGUCAGCGUUACCGGCAAACACCUGUGACGCCGCCCACAUUCGCGCAUCUCGUCGGCCGGGUUAAUCUUAUUUUUACACAUUUGUGUUAUCGGGUCGCUGAGCGCAAUCCGUAUUAAUUGUUCGCGUUUACCGUUGUCGGAUACCUAUGGUCUAUUAUAUUGUAUACUAUUAUUAUUGAAUUAUUUAUUGUGGCGUGCCCCCACUAACCCUUUUUAAUUGCAAAACAUUUGUUCACCAUGAUUUAUUCUGUUGUUCACUUGUACAUAUCUAUUAAUUGUCCGUGUAUAAUGUACACAUAUAUUCUCCAUUACCGACAACAAUUAUAGUUCGCGUUAUUUUCAAAUCGGUUACCCGCCCCCCCCCCCGCCCCCAUCUUCGUUAUCUACAUGCGAGUCCAAGGCAACCAACUACCCCACUUGGUUUAGUUUUGUCUAGUUUACUCAAAUCUUCAAUCGAAUCAAAUAAGAUAAUAAAUCUAUUAUUUUCAAUUAAAUUUUUGUUGUGAUUCGAUUAAAAAUAUUCGUAGAGACUUGAAAUUUAGACCAUCUUCAACAUGUUUGCUAAAAAUUAAAAAUAUUAUUGUAAGUUAAUAUUGAGUAAUUGCAGUCACUGAUGUAUACAAAUAAUAUUUUUAUAAUUAAACGUAAUAAUUAGGUACAAACUCACUUUAUUUAAUAAAGAAACCUAAAAACGUAUAUAAAGAAUGUCAAGUUUAAACUGAAGUUAUUUAUGUUUGAUUUAAGGAAAAUUCAAUUUCAAUGGGAACAUAUCUCGAGAAAUUAAAAGAAGAAGAAAGAAUCAGUCUCAAACGAGAAUUUUAUGAUAAAUUGGACGCAAUCAAAGAAAAAAUAGCACUGAGAGCUAUUACGAAAUUUCUUAUGCCUUAUAUACUUAACGAAUUCGGACCCAGAAAAACUACAAAAAAGACAACUAAGAAUUAA
Messenger RNA from Cinara cedri, 10359 nucleotides. Lineage: Eukaryota; Metazoa; Arthropoda; Insecta; Hemiptera; Aphididae. The record is from the annotation of a GenBank genome assembly.